Messenger RNA from Paralichthys olivaceus (Japanese flounder), 3435 nucleotides. The record is from RefSeq and is a predicted model, not a curated record. Lineage: Eukaryota; Metazoa; Chordata; Actinopteri; Pleuronectiformes; Paralichthyidae.
GAUUUUAUAGAGAACAUGUUAUUCGGGUGAAAUCCUCGGAAACUCGUCAGAGAAGCCCAAUGAGUGUCACACAGUCCACACUCACUGACAGGACCCCAAACAUUCUCAAUAAGGAGCCCGCAGACAAGAAAGCUAAGAAUGACAAAUCCUCCGUCUCCCUCAAACAUGAGUUUGACCCAACAGGUCUCGUCCAGCGUUGUGUGAUAAUCCAGAGAGAUGAAAAUGGCUUCGGGCUGACGGUGAGCGGAGACAACCCUGUGUUUGUGCAGCUGGUCAAAGAAGAAUAUCCUGAAUGCAUCAUGUCACAGUCAGUCAACUGAAUUUUUUCCUCUCAGGUCAACGGGACCUUAGUCACACAUUCAAACCACAUUGAGGUUGUAAAGCUGAUAAAAUCGGGUUCCUAUGUGGCCCUCACGGUGCUGGGAAGGCCCCCGGGUCUUCCUCAGAUCCCCCUGGAGGAGGACGAGAGGGACGACGAGGCCGAGGUCGGUUCACCCCCGUCUCUCUCGGUGCCUCACUCACCUGUGCUGUCAGCUGAGGAGCCGUGCAGCCCUCAGGAGCACAGCGCCUCCCCUCUGUCUGAUGCGGACGAGAACAAAACCGCGCACGGCCACAAGAUCGACAGUUUGCAGAAGAUACUGACCAAACAGCAGCUGGACUUAGAGCUAAUGGAGGAGGAGUGUGACGGCGUCAUCGACAGUAACUCUUUGCACAGCAGUCCCCUCCCAGAGAGUCCUGGCAAAAGAGCGACGCCCUGUCAGAGCCCGGACAUCAGCCGGAGAGACGGACUCAACCUCUGCUCGUCGCCUGACGCUGAGGAGAGCACUGACACCGACCCCGUUGCCCAGUGCAUUGUGGGUAGCCCUCCCUACCCCCUCAACCCGCAGAUCAUCGGAGCAGAAGACGACUACUUUGACUCUCAGCAAGAGCAGAUUGACGGACAGUGCAGCUGUUUCCAGACCAUCGACCUGCUGAAGACUCGGCCGGCUCACCUCGCUGUGUUCCUCCAUCAUGUUGUCUCCCAGUUUGACCCUGCACCUCUGUUGUGUUACCUCUACGCUGACAUGCACAAACAAACCAGCUCCAAAGAAAGUCGACGCAUCUUCAUGGAGUUCCACACGCUCUUCCUGGACCGAUCAGCGAAUCUGAAACUACCAGUUCCAGAGACGAUUGCAGCCGAACUUGAGAAGCGGAGGCUGGAGUUAAUCCCAGAGGAGCUCUGUAAGCAGUACACGCAGAUGUUACAGGACUCGCUGCUGCCGGACCUGCUCAAGAACCUGGACGACUUCAGACAGAAGCGCAGUAUGGGUCUGACUCUGGCUGAAGACGAACUGUCCAAGCUGGACGUCGACGGAGGAAAAGAUCAACAGGGUUUAGAGAAGGAAUGUUCCUGUGCCGAACACAUCGUCUCCAAGAUAGAGGAUAUCCUGUUGACGUCACACCCGUCAGAGGAGGAGAAGUGUCAGGCGAUGCAGUACGUGAUUCUCACCUACAUGAAGCACCUCGGGGUGAAAGUGAAGGAGCCUCGCGGACUUGAACAUAAACGGGCACGAAUCAACUUCCUGCCCAAGAUUAAGAAGAGCAUCAAACCUGACAGAGAAGGUGAGGAGAAGGUGAAAAAGCCCAGAUUUCCCAGCAUCCUCGGUCCUCCCAGACGCCUGAGCAGAGUGGAUUCAACGUCAGUGGGUAAAGCUGUGGAGCUGAACAAGCAGCGGUCACCAAAGCAGCUCUCCCAGCCGGUCGUCUUCAUCCGCGAGCAGUCCGAAUCCCCCGCCUCCAAUUCCUCCUCCGGACGGAUCCGUGGAAAUCAGCUCAGCGAGGGAUCGGACGCUGGUCUCCAUGUUUCACCUUUCGCUGCAUCCCAGAGUCACAGCUCGCCCACCGCUCAGGCCUCAGACGCCAGCGGACAAGACUCCGACUCCAAUCUGUCUCCGUUCCCCGUCCAGCCCAGAGCGGGCGAGGGUCUGCAGAGCGGCGACCAGCAGGACGGCGUCGUCAGUCCCGUCAGCACUCAGUUCGACUUCAGCCCCUCCAACCUGGAGCAGCUGCAGGAGGAAGAGCAGGAGACCUUCAGUAGGAUGGAGGUUCAGUGUGCGGCGGGGACUUCAGCCGACAUCCAGAGCGAGGACGACCAGGGAGGCGAGGCGGAGUGUGAGGAGGACCCUCUGAACUGGCAGGGUCUGGUCAGCAGGGGCGUCCUGGAGAGUCUGACGCCGCAGGAGAUCAAUCGGCAGGAAGUCAUCAACGAGCUGUUCUACACCGAGCGCGCCCACCUGCGGACGCUGAAGGUGCUGGACUGUGUUUUCUACCAGAGGUUGAACAGAGACAGUGUCCUCCCACCUGAGGACAUCAGACACAUCUUUAUUAACCUGGAGGAGAUUAUUCAGCUGCACGUUUCCAUAACGGAACAGAUGACAGCCACCAGGAAGAGGAGUGAGACGUCGGUGAUCGGUCAGAUCGGAGAUGACCUGCUGGCGUGGUUCAGCGGUGAGGAAGAGGAGAAGAUAAAACGAGCGGUGGGAACGUUCUGCAGUAACCAACCUUCUGCUCUGGAGCUCAUCAAGAACAAAAAGAAGAAAGACCAGAGGUUCAACUUAUUCAUGAAGGAAGCCGAGAGACACCGUCUGUGUCGCAGGCUGCAGCUCAAAGACAUCAUCCCCGUGGAGAUGCAGAGACUGACCAAAUACCCGCUGCUGCUGGACAACAUCGUCAAGUACACAGAGGACGAUGACGAGAGGGAGAAGGUGAAGAAAGCUGGCGAAUGUUGUAAAAAGAUCCUCAACCACGUCAACCAGGCCGUGAAGGAGGCCGAGAACAAACAGAGGCUGGAGGAGUAUCAGAGGAGGUUGGACCACUCGUCACUCAAGCAGAGUGAAAACCCCAUGAUCCUGGAGCUGAAGAAUCUGGACCUGACCAAGAGGAAGAUGGUACACGAGGGACCUCUCUCCUGGAAAGUUAAUAAAGACAAGACGAUCGAGCUCUACACCAUUCUGCUGGAGGACAUUUUGGUUUUACUGCAGAAACAGGACGAGCGUCUGAUCCUCAAGUUCCACGGGAAGAAUCCGGCGAGCGCUGCUGACACCAAGAACGUCUUCAGCCCCAUCAUCAAACUCAGCAAUGUACUGGUUCGUCCAGUGGCGACUGACAACAAGUCGUUCUUCGUGCUGUCCAUGUCGGAUAACGGCGCUCAGAUCUACGAGCUGAUGGCUCAGACCGUGUCCGAUCAGAGAAUGUGGCAGUGUCUGAUCACACAGUGCGCUGAGGCCAUGAAGAACAAACCUCCCCACAGCGACUCAGCUCCGGCUCAGACUGAUGCCGAGCGUGAUGCCAUUGAGAUCAUCAACCGUGGGAUGAACAGGCAAAGCAAAGAGUCGAACGGGACGGCGAGCUCAGGCAAAUCAUGUUUCUAUAUUCAAGCUCCACCGGCGAGUAUCG